CAAAGAAUGUCCUUAGUCUUAACCUUCUAUUCUCGUGAUUCAAAACAGUUCAUAAAAUAUACUUAAAUAUUGUAAAUUUGUUUAUAGCUUAAACGUUUAUUUGAUUAUUUUCUUCUUAUUUCAAUAUUAAUAGAUUUUAUAGUCAAAUAGUUUCAAUGUGAUGAUAUGAUUGAGAGUCAUUCGUCAUGAAGAAAACAUCAUCAGUAGUUCGUUGUGAUAAAACUUUUUUAUAUAUAUCCACCCUAGAACUUAAAAGCUCUUUGAAUGUCCUGAUUUUUCCAGUUUAUUGAAUUUUCAUAGAAUAUGAUUCAGUGUUUUUUUUUGCGAUUUAAAUUACAGUUGUGUAAAGAAAUGCUAUUUAAAUUCGUUCAAGCUAUGAACUAAUAGUGCAAAUAAAACUUCAUGGCUAUCAAUAAUAUAACCAAUUUUAUACUUAGUAAAUCGUUUAGUUGAAUGAGAAACAUAAAAUCAUCUAACACAAAAAUAAAAAAAUAAAUCAACAUUAAGAGGUAAAAACAUAAUGCAUUCGGUCGGGAUUCAUUCUGCAUUGGCCAUUAAAAGGCAACGCAAGCGUAGAGAUGAGCAAAAACGAGCACGAGGAAGGCGUUAUAGCACUCAAAGUUCUGACAGUGGAGAUACCCUUCAUUCUCCUAAUGGAUCUGUUAAAAGAAGGCACAAUCAUUAUAAGACAUCUGGUAAAGCUGGUACAGAAAUGUUGGAGACCCAAGUUGUUACCAGUAUUGGGAUGCUUCAUAUUGGUGUUGUAUUCGUGGUGUUUGGAAUAUUUUUACUUGGAGCCGGAAUAAUUCCCGACGACGCAACUUCUUGGAAUGUAUUUGGUCCAACAAACGCUUGGUGGAAUGAGGUUACAUGUACUGGACUCUUUUCUUUGGGAUUGGGUAUAUUUCUUCUUGUUCUUAAUUGCGUGAUUAGUCGUAAGGAAGAGGAAGAUCUUGAAGAUUAUGUUCAGAGGCAACUGACUAGAUCUCGUUCUGGUCAUCGUUUGGAGCGAGAUGUUGAAACAGGAGUUUUAACAACACGUCACACUAGAAAAGCCGUUGCACUGCAACAAAAUUCUACCCGAAAUAUACAUGAUAUAUCAAGCAAUACGAUAAUUGGUGAAUCUUGUGACAACGAUAUGCCCGUUGAUACAGGAGGUUUCUUAGAAAAAAUAGCCGAAGAGGAGUCAAAGUACAUGGAGGACCAAAAUGGAGGAAUUUCUCCUUUAGAGAACGACAAAAGGUACUUAUUAAGGAGAGACUCCCCAUCCAAUACCAUCAAUAUAACAAGGAUAUAAUAAAAUCUCCUAAGCUUAAAAGCAGACCUAAAUUAAUUGUUUUUGAUUUAAUUUUAUUUUUUUGUGAAUUCAACUUUAUAUAGAACAGAACUUAAAACAAAACAAGUUAAGAUGUACAUUUCAUAUUUCGUAAUUUAAAGUUUAAGCUUUUAUAUUUAAAAAAAAUAAAAAUAAAAAUAACAUUUUACAGUUGUAUCUCUACAGACUUAAAAGACUUUAAUAUUUAUUGUAAUAUAUAAACAGAGGAAGCAUUAUUUCCCUAACACAUAUGUAAAUUUUUUAAAAUAAUAUUUAUAGUUAUUAUACAAUUUUUAAAAAGAACGUACGUUACAUAAAACAUUUUGCACAGCUAUCUUGCUUUAUUCAUACGUAUUUCAACAACAAAAAAUAUAAAUGAUGUGAUUACGAAAUUUCGGGUGCGACAUUUAAAAUAUUACGUAUAUUUUAUUAUAAUAUUACCAAUUACCAACAUCGUUUAAAACACUCAAGAAUUUAGAUAGAAUUUGGAAUUUUGUUUUUCAAUAAUGUUGUAAACUAAAUGUAAAACCGGUAGAAAUAAUGUUGAUUAUUAUUUAAGCAAACCUAAUAUACCUAUCGAAAGACAAAAUCUCGAAAACAAAUUUUAUUAAUACAAAGUACGAUAUCAAACACUCGCCCGAAAAUAAUCUAAGAAUUCUUGGGUAUUUUAGGGAAACCUAUAGGUGCUAAGAUGUAUUAAGAUAUUUAAAGUCAUAAGUAUCGAGUGGUCUCAAUCUUAACUGUGGUAGGGUUCUCCGAAAAAUGUUUAAACUAAUCGUUGUAUGGUCCGAAAAUAUUUAACUAAACAGUAUAUACACAAAUAAUUAAACUAUGUUUAAAAGUUAUAAAAUUAAGAGGCUUAUUAUUUAUACCUAAUUUAGAAAAACAAUUCUUUCACUACCUUCUUAAUAUAUGACUUUAAAAAAAUCUCUUAUUUGCUUCAAAACUGUCUGUUUAUUUUUUUGUAUUUAAUUUGAAAAGCAGUUGGAUAUAGUAGUAUUCAUAAAGGUUUUCGAACAAUCGUAAAAUACGUCUUCACAAUUCUAUUGACUUUCCAGUAGACAUUUAUUAGCUUUAUUUGCAACCACAUAAAAUAAGAAACACACAAAACACUAUCUUCACUAUCGAUACAUUUAUAAUUUUGGCAAUUUUAAACUUGUCUUCGGUUAGUUCAUAAGCGGUAAAACCGAUUUGAUUUUACAAAAUAGCAGAGGAAUACUUUAAGCGACUUUAUAACAUUUAAUUUCAUGAGCUUCCUCCAAUUAUUUUUACAGAUCUUAACAUUGUAGUAAACGUUUAAGGUCUAUAAAGCCUUCUUAAGAAUGAAGACUGUAAGUAUGUUCGUUUGCUCAAAAAUGUUUCUAAAACUCUAAAAUUAGUUUAUAUGGGGUAAGUGCGAUACCUGAAUCGUCAGUUAUUGUUGUUUUUUUUAAGAAGUUCAAACUUAAAUUCGCACAAACCUCUUGCAAAAUUAUUUAAUCAUUACCAGACUGUGUUGUGUUUAUUCCCCACUUAUUCACCUUGUAUACAAAUGUGUUAAAGUUUUUUUUUAUUGUCAUUAUUUUUACACAUAAAGUGUGUUCUUGAGUUUGGGCUGUGGCAUUAUAUUUCUAUUUGCACAAAUAGGUUUAAAAAAUUUAAAUUAAUCAAAAUAGAAAAGAAAUAAAUUCACGUGUUUCGAUUUAGUAUCAAAUUUAAUCUUUUGCAACUAGUGGACCAAUAAAAAAGUAAUAUUUUCAUGUACAUUUAAGAAAAUAUAUUUAAGCAUUUUAACUUAACCGUUCUAAAUCACUAAGGCCCAAUUGCUGAAACGAUACUUAAAUUGUUAAGUUUACCAGUGAAACUUAUGUCGGAGGUUAUACUGGGGAAAAGUUAUAGUUAAGCGUUUAUGAUGAACUUAAAUAUUUAAAAUUCUUGUCAAAAAACGGAUUUUAGAGAAUAUGUACAUUGGAUGUGAUGAAUAUUUUUUUUACUUAAUAUGUAUCAAUUAAUUUUUAGAAACAGUUUAAAGGUUUAAAAGAAUUUCGUAGCUUGUGAUUUAAUAAAGAUUUUCUUAAAAUUUCCAUUCAAUUAAAUUUGUCUUUUUAUAAUUUGAGGUCUUGGGUCGUCGCACUUACCCCUCAACAAAGAGGAGAGAUCAUUUGAGUGUAUAAUAUCAAAGCUUCUAAAAAUUGGAUUUAUCCUUUUAAUUUAUUUGCAAUCUCUUGUUCAAUUUAUUUAAAAAAAGAUCAAUUUCAUUAUUUAAUUUUCUUUUCAAUUAGUUGGUGUGAAAAUACAUCUUUUUCAAAUUUCCAACCGUGUGAUGAUCUUGUUAGCUGCCUCCCUCCGAUCUGACAAAUUACAAUUUUGUUCAACUCUUAAUCAUAAAACAACAAUAUAAAAAGAUUACAUCGGAUUGUAUUCUCAUCUGUUUUCGUUUAAACAAAAAACGAUUAAGAUUAAUGUUUCUUUCAAAAUAUGUAUUUAUUAAAAAAAGAUAACAACCUCCAAAUUUUCAUUUUAACCCUUUUUUUAAAAGAAAAAACUUAAAUAAAUAUUGUGCGUUUAAAACAAUCAAACAAUACUUACAUAUAUUAUAUUAUACAUCUUGAAAUAGAGGUUUUGAAAAAAAAAUGUUGUUGGAUCUUUUGCAUUUUAAUUAACAGAUUUUUACGUCACGUCAAAGAUUUCGUAAUCAAACCUAAAAUCUACCGCACAUGCAUACAUACAAUACAUUAGUAUAAAUAAACUCAUAAAUGUAUUCCGAUUCACAGGAAAUAGUUACCUAUUACAAUUAAAUGAUAGAAUAUUAAUGCUCCUAUUGAAAUAAAUAAAUUUUUCUUUUUUCCAAUACCUACUUCAUAUGUUAUAACAUUGGCUUUCUAAAAGUCUUUUAAAGAAACAAUUUUUACCAAAGCCAAAUACUUUAUUAUAUCAAAGUCUGUCGAAAGCACAUACAUGUAUUUUAUAUUUUAUUAAAUUAAUAUUUUUAAAACUGUGAACACCUAGAUACUUAAUACAUAUAUCUAAAAAUAAGUUUUAUACUCAUAUAUAUUAUCUCCAUAAGUGCAUAACUAAAAAUUUUUUCAUUAAAACAAAUAAUAAAUAAUAUCUAGUACAAUCAAUUAAUUUUAA
Molecule: messenger RNA, 4429 nt
Organism: Eupeodes corollae
Lineage: Eukaryota; Metazoa; Arthropoda; Insecta; Diptera; Syrphidae
Exons: 5
Coding region: 521-1297 (258 amino acids)
Source: RefSeq, a predicted model, not a curated record